Messenger RNA from Trichomonas vaginalis G3, 456 nucleotides. RefSeq lists its product as uncharacterized. Bases 1 to 456 code for a protein of 151 amino acids. The transcript has a single exon. The record is from RefSeq and is a predicted model, not a curated record. NCBI's taxonomy places the organism in Eukaryota, Parabasalia, Trichomonadida, Trichomonadidae.
AUGUUAGAUGAACUAUAUAAAGCAGAACGUGGAGAGAUGGAAAAGAAACUUCAAGCAAAAGAUGAAGUCAUUGAAUCCAAAGACAAAAGCAUACAGAAAAGAAUACCACGUUCGGUACCAAAAGGAAAGGAAAAGAGUUAUAAGUAUAUGAUAUAUACUGAAGAGUUGGAGAAAGAAGAAGAUAGAGAUAUGGUUAUGUUGCAUUUAGUCAGAAGAAACAACAAAAGCUUUUAUGACCUUGCUAAGAUUUACAAAUCUGACAGAAACUGGUUCUAUCGUGAAAACUUACCGAUUUCAAUGACACCGAAUGAGCAAAUAAAGGAAAUUGUCAAAAAUACUCUUCCUCAAACACACUAUGACAUCAAAGGUUGCACAAUACUUACAUUCAAAGAAGACUUAACAUUACUGAAGGAAAAAAUAACAGAAUAUUUCGAUAACUUCAAAGAGGAAGAAUAA